Messenger RNA from Diorhabda carinulata, 22803 nucleotides. RefSeq names its product protein sidekick (gene sdk). The coding region runs from base 360 to 6992 and encodes 2210 amino acids. Gene Ontology annotation, biological process: cell-cell adhesion. The transcript has 28 exons. The record is from RefSeq and is a predicted model, not a curated record. Lineage: Eukaryota; Metazoa; Arthropoda; Insecta; Coleoptera; Chrysomelidae. Gene Ontology annotation, molecular function: protein binding.
GCAUUCGCGGCUGGAUUACGAGCACAGUUAUUCGGGCGUGUACGCGGACGCUCUUUGGCCAUGAUUUUAAACACGAAAAAAUCUAAUAAAAGUAUAAUUAAUGUAUUUAUUCGUCCCUGAGAAAUGUGAAUCUUCUAAAUUAUGUGAAAAUGAAGAACAUGUUGUGAAUUCAUUUGGUUUUAGUGUAAAAUCCGGCAUUCCAAGUAUCCACAGGUGUCAUUGUCAUUUGAAAACUUUUUCAAGAGUUUUAAAGUAUCGUGGUUAUAAUAAAUAACGAGUUAAGUGGUGUAUACUUGGGUUUUAUAUCAUGAAUUGUGAGUUUAAAGUAUUGUGAACAGUUUUUAAGUGAAGUUUUGAACAUGGUAAAGGGUUUCCAAAGAAUGUAUAACAUGGGAGUCCAGGAACGGAAGUCCCACAUUAGAUUUUUUUACUGGUGUUUCUUCGUUUUUAUACUGCCAUUAACAAUAGCAGAAAAUCAACUACAAGCACCUCGUUUCACAACUUCCUCUUCAAGUAGCAGUAUCAUUAGAUUAGGAACAACGAAAAUUGUGCAAUGUCAGGCAUUUGGUAAUCCGGCACCGCAAUUUAGAUGGAUGAAAGAUGGUACUUUUAUAACAGAACUAUCGACUGAUCCAUUUUACAAGAUAUUUUCUGCGAAAUUGGAAGAUGGUGGUAGUUAUAGGUGUAUAGCAGCUAAUAAAAUUGGUUCAAUUCUUAGCGAAGAAAUUAAAAUUGUGGUUGCGUAUAUGGGUGUUUUUAAAGACCAGAAGGAAAGAUUUAUAAGUGUUAAAGAAGGAGAUGCCGCGAUUCUAGACAUACCGGAAAUUGAAUCGACUCCACAACCAGAUGUAAUAUGGCAGACUGAUGAGGAGAAUACACCGUAUGGACAAAAAUAUGCUUAUUCUACCAAUCAACAAUUGGUAAUAUUAUCUACAGAGCUAUCGGAUCAAAAAGCCUAUAGGGCGCGUGCAAUAAACUCCCAGGAAGGCAAAGAAGAAAACAGUGCAUAUAUAAAAUUGACAGUUGAAGAGACUCACGACAACAAAGAAAUAGCUCCUGAAAUUAUCAUUGGCCCCAAAGAUAUACGUAUAAUCAAAGGAACCUCUCAAACUUCUAUCGAUUGCAUCGCGAACGCCAGACCUCUUUAUGAAUUAGAAACACUUUGGUUUAAAGAUGGAAUACCUAUAGAGAGCACUGGAAUUCAAUAUUCUUUUAAUGACAUCUGGAAUCGAACAUUGAUAUUAACUUCAGUUAAUACAACUUACUCGGGGUCAUACGAAUGUCAGGUUAAUUUAAAAUCAGGAGGAUUUCCUACGGUAGCAGCCUCUGCAAACGUCGAGGUAUUGGAAAAACCUAGGUUUUUAUCUUCUGCUAAACCGGAAACGUUGGGUGAAUAUUCGGCAUCGCUUAGUUUGCCUUGUGACGUUUUGGGUAUACCUAAACCAAAUAUUACAUGGUAUAAGAAUUCCGAAGAGUUGGAUCUUAGUGAUAAAAGAUAUGAAGUGCAAGAAGACAAUUCUUUAUUAAUUAAAAAAUUGUUGAUUAAUGAUAACGGAAUGUAUCAGUGUUUCGCACGGAAUGAAGCUGGUGAAAGCUCUUUAUCAAGUUGGCUCAAAGUUAAAAAACUAAGGAAAAUACGGAGUUUAGCGGCUAAAAUAGUGAGAUUAAGGAGUUCCGGGGAACGCCAUAGCAAAAAGACUUUUCGUUAUAUCGCCCCAUCUUCUCAACCUAUAAUGGAAUUUGGACCUACGAAUAUAACUGUUCUCGAUGGUAAGGACGCAACUCUCACGUGUAGAGCUGUUGGAGCUCCCAUUCCAAACACUACGUGGGUACACAAUGGUGAAAAGGAAGUGGCUACGUCUAGUAGAGUACAGAUUUUAGAUACUGGAGAUUUACUGAUAGCAGCUGUUAAAGAAACAGAUGCUGGCCAGUACACGUGUAUCAGAUCCAACGAAGCUGGCAAAGUUAGGGGAUCAGCUUAUUUACAAGUUUUGGUUCGAACUCAAAUUGUUCAGCCUCCAGUGGAUACCAGAGUUCUGUUGGGCCAAACAGCUACUUUACAAUGCAAAAUUUCUUCAGAUCCAACAGUUCCAUAUCAGUUAGACUGGUUUCGCGAUAAACAGUUAAUAAAUCCCCAUGGGUCUCAACGAAUUCGCAUUUUGAGUGACGGAACCUUAGAAAUAGAGGCUGUCAGAGCAUCUGACGUGGGUUUCUACACUUGCUCAGUACAAUCACCUGGUGGUAAUGAAACCCGAUCAGCGAAAUUAUCAGUAAUAGAAUUGCCAUUCUCUCCUUCAAACGUUAAAGCAGAACGUUUAGAUAAAGGAACGCAGAGGGCAGUAAAUAUAAGCUGGACACCUGGCUUUGACGGAAACAGUCCUAUUAAAAAAUAUAUUAUACAAAAAAGAGAAAUACCUGAGCUUGUUCCCCCCAUUGCAGGUCCCAUUCCAGAUCCUUUACUAAAUUGGGUUACAGAGCUAAGUAAUGUAUCUGCAGCUCAAAAAUGGGUGCUACUGACGAAUUUAAAGGCAGCUGCGGUAUACCAAUUUAGAGUCAGUGCUGUGAACAGCGUUGGAGAAGGACCACCGUCUGAUCCUAGUAACCAAGUCAUGUUACCGCAAGAAGCGCCUUCCGGUCCUCCAGUUGGUUUCGUUGGAUCAGCAAGAAGCUCUUCGGAAAUAAUAACGCAGUGGCAACCACCUUUAGAAGAACAUCGAAAUGGUCAAAUUUUGGGAUAUAUAAUCCGUUACAGACUUUACGGAUAUAAGGAAAGUCCAUGGACGAUUAGAAAUAUAACUAACGAGGCCCAAAGAAACUACCUUAUCACCGAUUUAAUAACUUGGAAAGAUUACGUUGUCCAAAUAGCAGCUUAUAACAAUAAAGGCGUUGGGGUUUUUACAGAUGGUGCCAAAAUUAAAACCAAAGAAGGUGUCCCAGAAGCUCCCCCUAUUAUCAAAAAAGUCAAAGCUUUGAAUUCCACGUCGAUUCAGAUAUGGUGGACACCGCCAGAUCCACAAAAGAUUAACGGAAUUAACCAAGGUUAUAAAAUUCAAGCUUGGCAAUGGCAUCCUACUAGAGGUAACAUCGAAACUAACAUGAUGACUGUUCACCCCAAUCUACUCGAUCCCUAUGCCGAACAAAAAGCUAUCAUGACUCAUCUCAAUAAAUUCAAAGCAUACAAUAUCACAGUUGUAUGCUUUACUGAUCCCGGAGACGGACAGAUGAGUGAUCUUUAUUAUGUUAAGACAAAAGAAGAUGUUCCUGAUGAAGUGUCCAAUCUUCAGUUUGACGAAAUAAGCGACAGGGCUGUUAAAGUACUUUGGCAACCUCCUAAAAAUAUCAAUGGGAUUUUAAAAGGUUACCAAUUAACUUAUCAAAUCAAAGACGAACCUAGUACCAUCCGAGUGAAAAACUUAACAGCAGACACUUUAAGCAUAAAAGUGAAUGAUUUGCAAGCCACGACACAUUAUCGUUUCGAAGUAUCAGCCUGGACAGCUGUCGGACCGAGUCCCUCUAAGGUCGCUAUAAUUCAAUCAGGAGUUGAACCGGUGUUACCGCAUCCUCCAUCUAAAUUAGCACUGUCAAACAUAGAAGCUUUUUCUGUUGUCUUACAAUUUACACCGGGCUUUGAUGGAAAUUCAUCUAUUACUAAAUGGACCGUUGAGGCUCAGACGUCUAGAAAUACGACUUGGUUUACAGUUUAUGAAAUAUCAGAUCCUGAUGCUACCACUAUUACUGUUACUGGCUUAGUGCCGUUUACAGUCUACAAAUUGAGGUUAAUUGCCAAUAAUGUUGUUGGAGCUUCUGUGCCGAGUGAGGCUACUAAAGAAUUUCAGACAAUUCAAGCUCCACCUGCUUUUCCACCAAAGAACGUUACUGUUAGAGCAAUGAGUGCAACAGAGCUCAGAGUCAGGUGGAUUCCUUUACAACAAACCGAAUGGUUCGGAAAUCCUAGAGGCUACAACAUAACUUAUACUGAAAUUCGCACUGGUUUCGCACACAGUUCCACUAUUGAAGAUCAUACUGCUAAUUCGCAUAUUAUUAUUGGAUUGGAGGAAUUUGCGUUGUAUGAAGUAAAAAUGCAAGCUUGCAAUGAUGUAGGAUGUUCACCAACAGGUCCUACUGCUCUUGAAAGAACAAGAGAAUCAGUGCCAUCUUUUGGGCCGAUGAAUGUGGAAGCUAACGCAACUUCUUCAACCACCAUAGUAGUAAAAUGGGGUGAUGUUCCAAAAGAACAUCAAAAUGGAUUAAUAGAAGGCUUCAAAGUAUUCUAUGCAGCUGAAAAUAAAUCACCAGUUCAAUAUAAACAAAUUCCUAAUAAUUCUACAUUCACAACUACUCUUACUGAAUUAAAGAAAUUUGUGAUGUAUCAUAUUCAAGUUAGAGCUUAUACAAGACUCGGCGAUGGUGAACCCAGUAAACCAGCUGUUAGAAUUAGAACAUUCGAAGACGUACCUGGUGCUCCAUCAAAUGUAUCAUUCCCCGAUGUAUCUGUUAGCUCAGCGCGAAUUAUUUGGGAUGUACCAGAAGAACCUAAUGGCGAAAUUUUAGCGUACAAAGUAACAUACCAUUUGGAUAGUGUAAAAACAAAUAAUAAGUUUUCAAAAGAGUUUCCACCAUCGGGAAGAACAUUCAGAUUUACUCAAUUAGAACCGGAAAAAUAUUAUUUAUUUUCGGUGACAGCUCAAACGAGAUUAGGAUGGGGGAAAACGGCUCAUGCAUUAGUUUAUACAACUAACAAUAGAGAUAUUCCUCAGCCACCAUCCAUGCCACAAAUCAGUAAAAGUCAAAUUCAAAGCCAUCAUAUCACUUUCAGUUGGACACCAGGUAGAGAUGGUUUUGCACCUUUACGCUACUACACUGUACAGAAGAUGGAAAAUUCUGGUCCCUGGCAAUCUUUACCGGAAAGGGUCGAUCCCCAAUUCAAUUCUUAUACAGUUUCUGAUUUAAAACCAUUUACGUUAUAUAGAUUCCGUAUACAAGCGACAAAUGAUAUAGGUCCAAGCCAGUUCAGUCCAGAAUCAAUUGAGGUUAGGACAUAUUCGGCUGCUCCUAGCAAAGGCGUAAAUGGUUUGAAAGUAAUUCCAAUAACCACAACUAGUGUGGAGGUAUCUUGGGAACCUAUAGAAGAACAAUACUGGAGUGGUGACAGCAAAACUGGGGGUUAUAGAGUAGUAUUUCAACCAGUUUCUGACUUUCCCACUGCUCUUCAAGCAACGCCUAAAGAAGAAGUAAUGGGAAUUAAUGCGAAUAAAAUGGUUUUAAGUGAAUUAUUGCAAGACAGAAACUAUGAAAUAGUAGUUAUACCAUUUAAUGCACAAGGUGAAGGUCCAGUGAGUCCUCCUUGCACGGUAUAUGUGGGAGAAGCAGUACCAACUGGGGAACCCAGGGGGCUACAAGGGGAACCAGUUUCUUCUACAGAAGUCAGAUUAAGAUGGAAAGCGCCGCAACAACAUAUGCAAAAUGGAGAAUUAUUGGGUUAUAAGAUAUUUUACAUUGUUCUCAACUCUCCACAAGAACUAGACGAAGGGAAAAAAUUAGAAGAAGAAAUUGAAGUAGUUCCAGCAUCAACCACUACGCACAGUUUAGUUUUCCUCGAUAAAUAUACCGAAUAUAAAAUUCAAGUAUUAGCCUUCAAUCCAGCUGGUGACGGACCCAGAACACAACCAAUAAGGGUGAAAACUCUUCAAGAUUUACCAAGUGCUCCCACUAAUUUAACAUUUUCUGAAAUAACUAUGAAUAGCUUAAUUGUUUCCUGGAGUCCACCGAGAAAACGAAAUGGGGAUAUUGUUAGCUACAUUGUCACAUAUGAAACUGCAGAAGAAAACGAACGUUACAGUAAACAAGUAAAACAAAAAGUUACCACAACGUAUCUACAAGUUCAAAGUUUGGAAGAAGAAGUUACGUAUACGUUCAAAGUGAAGGCGCAAACAAUCGAUUAUGGUCCUCCUGUUGCGAGUAACGUCACAACAGGACCACAAGAAGGAUCGCCUAGCACACCAAAGGAACUGAGUUUGGUGAAAACUUUAUCAAGUAUCGAAAUGAGAUGGUUCAACGGACCCACUGGGAAAGGUCCCAUACUAGGAUAUUAUAUAGAAUCCAGAAAAAAAGAUGACAUGAGGUGGCAAACUGUUACUAAAACUACAAACGGACCUCUUCAAGAGUUUACGGUACUAUAUCAGAGCCUUUUGCCAUCAACUUCUUACAAAUUCAGAGUAAUUCCCUAUAAUAAAUUUGGAAUAAGUUAUCCUGCAUAUUCAGAUGAAUCCGUCUUAACACCAUCAAAAUUGUAUAUGGAAUACGGAUAUUUGCAGCAUACUCCAUUUUACAGACAGACUUGGUUCAUGGUCUCUUUGGCAGCUACUUCUAUUAUCAUUAUUAUCAUGAUAAUAGCUAUUUUAUGUGUAAAAAGCAAAAGUUACAAAUAUAAACAAGAAGCUCAGAAAACUCUUGAAGAAUCCAUGGCUAUGUCAAUCGGCGAUCAUCAGGAACUUGCAAUGGACUAUUACCGUUCCCGUAACGGUAAUGCCAGUAACAACAGUCUUUCAAAUCUCAACAAAAAAGGUACAUUAUCACGUAAACCCCUCCAACAUCAGCCUCCGCCUGUAGUUGGUAAAUCUCCCCCUAGACCCUCCCCUGCAUCUGUACCAUAUAAUUCGGAUGAAGAAAGUUUGAAAGGCUACGACGAAAAUCCUGAUGACAGUAGUGUCACUGAGAAACCUUCCGAGAUGAGUUCUUCAGAUUCUCAGGGCUCAGAGAGUGAGAAUGAAAGCAUUCGUUCCGAUCCCCAUUCUUUCGUCAAUCACUAUGCAAACGUCAACGAUACAUUACGACAAUCAUGGAAACGUCAAAAACCUGUACGGAAUUAUUCCAGUUACACCGAUUCAGAACCCGAAGGAAGUGCUGUAGUCAGCCUCAACGGAGGUCAAAUUAUCAUGAAUAAUAUGGCCAGAUCAAGAGCGCCUCUACCAGGUUUUUCAUCGUUUGUGUAAUAAAAUUAUUGAAAGCGUGUCAUAAUAUUUCGGUAGCUGAAAAUUUGAUAAUAUUUUGAAUUGAAAUGUGAGAAAUGGUGGCAUGUUUACAACAAAAUUUUCUUUCUUUUUUUUUCUAUGGUGUAGCAAUAACUUUUAUCCGAUACAAGUAUGUUGCCCCAAUGUACUUACGAAUGUUUUUAUAUGUUUUCAUUCAGUUUCCAUAAAUGAAUUCAAAGAUAUUUGUAUACAAAUGUUACCAAAUUUGUAUAAAAUCAAAAAAUACAGUCCUAAUGUUUUAUUAACUAAACUACGGUGUGCAAACUAUGUACAUAUUAAUUAGUUCCAUGCAAAUACUCUACUAUGACGAAUCUCUAUGAUUAUUCUAAUCACUUUCUUUCCUCCUGGCCUCAUCGUUUUUUAUAAAUUCCCACCUUGGUUUUCCUCGCUACUAACUCAUCUUUAAGGAAAGCUUGGAUUGUUAUCAACACCCAGCUCAGAAAAACCCGACUGGGAUUUUUUGAGCUGGGUUUAUUCCACUGUUAAAAGUGGGUUUUUGCUAAAAAUUAUUUCUGAAUCUGUAAAUUCCAUCUAUAAUAUAUAGAAAUACUAUCUUACCUUUUCAGACGAAAACCUUGAUGGUUUCUUUUAUUAGAAUUAAAUAAACAAUAGUCAUAUAUGAGGUACUCAGGUGAUAGUUUAUUUAAGAAUAUUGGAGGCGCUUAGAAUCAAAAUCCGCCAAGUCUAUCUCAAGAAAUUUUCGGAAAAGUUGAAAAAACUGACCAAUCAUAAGAAAUUAUUAAUUUUCUUACCAAAAAAUCAAUAAUUUUUACUUUAUAACAGAGACAAUGUAUGAUCGCGAUCCCUAAAAUAGUUUCAUAAAUAACAGGUAUCCGCCGGGAAGGUAUACUACUUUGUUUGUUUAUAAUUUUUGAUUAUACGAGGAUGGAUCUUAAAUAGGUAAAUGUUUUAUUUAAUGUCAUCAAUGGAAUUCAAUAUCAGAUAAAUGUCCGCCUCUGUUAGCCUCACAAAUGCGAGCCCUUUUGAGCACAAUAGUAUUUUUAUGAUAAAGGCAGAAUCAAGCUUUUUUUUUAAAUAAUUAAUAAAAAUAUUAUUAAUCAUAUUUUAGUUCUUCAUCCCCACUAAAACUACUCUCUAGAAAAUUGGAAUAUUAUUAUUCCUGAUAAUAAUGUCAAACGCAUUUCUUAUAUCUAGUAUAUAUCCAUUUGUCUCUUAGCUUUCUUGCAUCUCGGGAUGUGUUUCCAUGUUUCUCACAUAGUCAGGUCUACUGUCAACGUGAUCUUAUUGUCAGGUCUCUCGGUUUUUCGAUGUGUCCAUUUCACCAGUAGGGGAGUUAAUUUCGUCUGUUUCUUAUAGCUUUUGAGCUAUCCGUAACUGCUUUUUUAAAUUCUUCUCAGAAGUCUUUAAUUCUUUUGUGUUUUUUUUAUCUAGUGAGAUUCAAUUUUUUUGCAUAUGCUGUUUCAUCGAAUUUAUUAAAGUAGAUAUUAAUUUUGUCUGAUUCUUAUAGCUUUUUAGCUAAAUGUAACUGCGUUUUGAACUUCUUCGCAGAAGUCUUUAAUUCCUGUGUGUUUUUUAUCUAGUGGGAUUCAAUUUUUUUUGCAUAUGCUGUUUCAUCGAAUAUAUUAGAGUAGAUGUAAUAACUUGAAUUUUUUUCCUUUAUGUCUGCAAUCUCAUAGCUAAAAUGUUUAUAUAGUAUGAAAACUUCUUGUAAUAUAGGUACACCAUGCUUCAAUUACUUUUUUUGAUAUUUUGCUUAUUGUUAAAGUUAUGUCAAUAUGUUUGUUUUGUUUCCCCAUUGUUUAAACAAAUCAAAUUCAGUUCUGCUAUCCGUUCUUUGACCCAUAUUUAGACUAAGCGAUUUAUGGAAACUAAAUGAAAUUAUCAUUAUCAAAUUACUUCGUUAAAAGCAGUAUAUUCUAAAACAAUGCUUUUCGAUAUUUGUAAGUUAAAAACAUGUCGUUUUUAUACUGUUUCCUUAUACUUGAAUUUAUUUUGUUGGGAAUGUAUUCAAUUAUAAUCGUGUCAGUAUUCCUUAGUAAUCAUUGUGAUCUAAUUACUUAGCUAAUCUUAGUUUUUAAAGUAUGUAUGUAUAAAGUAUGUAGUUGUACAAGAAAACACGGAUUAUUGAUCUGUUUUUCAAUUACUAUUUUGAUGGAAACAAUCUCAAGAAUCAAACUUUUAAUUUCCACAGUAUAUUGAAAAACAGUUUCUCGUGGUGCAAUUCCUGUUACAAUUUUUUUAAGCGAAAUAAGUAAUUUUUGGACCAAAUAGGCAGUUAUUAAGUGAUGCGAUCUCCUAUUGAGAUAAUUUUAUUUUUAGUCUUUAGAAAUAUUAUCAAAUUUUCGAAUUUUUAUUAGUAAUUCUACAAGACUUGAACGUUAAUUAAAAUAUUAGGAACUAAUUACACCUUGUAAAUAUCACUUUUUAUUGCUAGGAAAAUAAAAUUGUUACUCUUUUUACAUCUUUCAAAAUAAAUUAUAUUGUAAAUAUAUCACCACUUAGUUAUAUGUACCAGUCUUUCUAAUGAAUGUUCCCAAUAGUGUUCAAAAUUACUAUUUUUUUUUAUAUUUGUUAUUCGCAUUAAUACAUACAUCGAUUAAUGAGUGCUCCAAGCUAAAGUUAGUUUCAUUCCUCAAGAGUGAUACAACGACUUUUAAUCUUCAUAUAGAGCCGCUCCUUAUUGAUUUUCUUUUCAAUCAGUUCAGUAAUAUACAGUAAUACUCACUAAUAAUUGUUGCUACCUUUUCCAAAUAGUCAAUGACGUUUUUACUUGCUUCGGACUACUUUCUAUGGGCGCAGUCAUCUCAGAUAACUGCCGCUCUGAUUUAGGUGGUGACAUAUCUAUAGUAACAAUUAGACACAAAUUAUUUUUGAAAUUUUGCCUAAACAGUCUCAAAUAGCGUUCUGAAUUAUAGUUUCGUUGUUUGUUCUUAUUUCACUGUAAAGAAACGCAGCAACUGUUGAGAAAUAUGAUUUUUCAUGCUCAUUAAAAAUUUUUUUAACACUUUCAUAUCUGUUAUAUCUUAAAACUUUUAAUUUCACGUUGCUGUGUUCUUUCGCGAUUUCGAGGACUUUCUCUUUUUUUUUGGUGCAACCGCUUCUUUUGGAUUAACAAUUAACGUACUAGUCAAUAAUGGUUGGUUUGCCUAGAGAAGAGUCACGGUAAUACUAUCCAAAAAAAGCAUUUGCCUUAACGGUUGUUUAAAAAAACUCUAGGCUGUUUACAAACGAACAAACAAAUUCAACAGCUGUCUUUGGAAAGAUGGGACUUCAAAGGAGGAGAUGGAAAAAGUAAUUUGUGAUUAUUACUAUUUGUCAGACCGGGACUUAUUAAUCGAUUGUAUAGUACAUAUCAAUUAUGAGUCUUUUCAAUGAUAUUGUACUUACAACCCACCAUAAACUACUGUUCUGAUAUGCAUUUACUGAACUUAAACUUUCAUUAUGGCGGGCAGUUAUAACUAAUAGAGUGAUCCUUCGAAGUCACUGAAAGGAUUCAUAGAAAAAGUAUGGCAAACUUGACUAUGCCUUUUGAAUUAAUUCCCUUUCUGAUUUAAGUUUAUUCUUUUACCUAGUUUAUUUUUUUGUCGAUGUUAUCUAAUUGUAUGGAACAUUCUGUAUAAAGAAAAACAGAAAUAUUGAUGUUUAUGCUUGAAAUUUUCAUGAACCGUAACUAAUACAACCCCGGUGUUCCUUAACCAGAUACGAUCUAUGUACACUUAAACUAGGUCGGUUUCCCGAGCUCUUGAAAAACAAUAGAGGGUUUGAAUUGAUUUUUCAUCAAUUUUCAAAUGAACUAGUUCGUCACAACGCAUAGCUCCUCCAAUUCCUAAUACUAGAACAACCUUUAUCAUCAAACAUAAAUUAUGCGCUGCGCUCCGCCUCGCAACUGCAAAUAUUGCUCGUAAAAAAAUAUGCACUUUUAAUCCUUAUGAUAUAAUAUACUAUUUCACUGGUUUACCUCUCAUCUGAGAAAAUCUUUGCGACAGAAAUUGAUUGUUUAUCAGCUAUUAGAUGUUUAACCCAUUAAUACCCAGAAUUAUGAACUAUUUCUGAGAUGAUUAAAAUAAGUGUUUUUUGUUAAAAAUGAACCGAAAUAUGCCAUAAAAAAUAAACAUAAAAUUGAUUGAGUUAUAUUUUUGAAUUUUGAGAGUGGGUCGCUAGUGACGACCCCUUGGACACUUACGAAAUGAACAGAAAAAGUCUAAUAUAUUUUUUUAUUUAACAAAAAAAAAGAAAUGCGCUAUUAAAAUUUUUACACGUUAUGGAAUUCAUCAAAACACUAGUCAUGUAGUGGUUUUAUUUUUACAAAGAGAGCAUCUCCGUCUUCUUGUUCACAGACUAUUAGGUGUCGUCCUUCUGGGGUAUCUUGGGUCCAGGCAUUUUCGACUUAGUUCCUUAUUUUUGUAGAAGAUACUGCGCAAUCUAUAUCCUAAAAUGGAGAUUGUCUUUGUCGUAUUCAUAAUCGCGUGCCAAUUGAUUGACACAAUUGAUAUAUUGUUAUCCAUUUGAUCUAUACCUCCUAUGUACGUGUUGUACAUUUUGAUUGCAUGAUGUUGCUGCACAUCUACUUUCAUUUUGUCCUUCACUGAAAGUCUUCGGUAUUUUUGCAUUGGCUCUACACCAUACUACAUUAUUAUCUUUCCAUCUUAUACCUAUAAUACCAAUGUUCUUAUCUACGGCACUAUCCAUAGUUCCCCUUUUUUCUCCUUUCAUUAUUUUUGAAUUUACAUAUCAUGUCAGUAAGUUGAUGUAUUAGUUUUGCUGAAGUGAAGAAAUUAUCCAAAUAUAAUGAAAAACGCAAACCGAGGUAUUCUUUUUGUAAAACAUCAACAAAGUUUAGCACUACUGAUUCACCAAGACCUAGACUAGUUGUAUUGUAAACUUGGUUUUUUGUCCCUGAUAAAUUUCAAAUUGCAAGCAAUAACAUGGCUUAGUACUGAUAACCCAAGCUUUAUAACCAAAUCGUAUGGGUUUACCAUGUAUGAACGUUUUCCAUAAUCAGGAAUCAUUGAUUCAUCUAUUGAUAGGUUUAGCUAUAAAGGCUCAUAUAUUCCAAAAAAUUUGUUUUUAAAACAUCAAUAAUUGAUCCAAGUUUAGCCAUUUUGUCCCCUUGAUCUAAAGCGGCAUUAUCCGCCGCAUGGAAAAACCUACAUAUUUCCUCAAUUCGAUCACACCUCAUUGACUUCGGCAUCAAAGCAUUAUGCACAUCUUCACCUUCUCUCCAAAACAUUCUGCUACAUGAUAAGAGAACAUAACCACUAAACAAAAAAAUUCCAAUAAACACAUACAUAUCUCUGAUUAAGAAUUCAAAUCCGGGAAUAUUUUUUUGAGAUGCGUUCCUCGCAGUAUAUUUAAUGAGGUCCUACAUAAGUGACGGUAACACUCCAAGAAGUUUAUGGAAUCGACGAUGAAGCGUUACCUCAGUCUUAACAGGUUAAACGUGUUUACAAUUUGAUUAAUUAUUAUCGGGUAUAAUUUCUUUUGCUUCGCUAAAAAUUUUAAGCAAGUUAUAUUAUGGAUAUUUCUCUAUAUCGUCCUCGAUAUUGAACAAAAUAUGCUUUACUGUACAUAAGCUCUCCUGCUUUGAGUUGCCAGCUACUCAAAUUAUUUGGAUCAGUAUCUUGUUCGUCUCCUGAGUCUGUAUUUUCGCCAGUAUUAUAUUUAUAUAUAUGCCUUUUGGUAAUAUUUGAUCAUCACUUAUGUCCAAGAGGUCGUUAACGACUCAGUAAAAAAACAACUCGUUGUUUCCAUAACCUUUUAUAAAAUCAUAUAAAAUGUGGAUAAAUAUUCAUGAUAAUCCAAAAUAAAAAUUCGAAUAUAAACAUAUUAAGAAAAUAUUAGAAGAAAAACUACUCACCAAUUAUAAUUUGAAGACAUUGCCCUUAUCUUUAUUUUUGGUCGUAUUUAACUGCAUAUAGAAACAAGUAUGUGUCUGCAAGAGUCGCGUGGUAGUGAUGAUAAACCGACACGUGUAAUUCUAACUCAAAAAAUAAACUUGUAGUAAUAACCAGAUUUAUUUUUAUCUCUUGAGUUGUUAACGACCCCUUGAGCAUUAACGGGUUAAUAAAGACGAGGUAACUUGUUCUUCACAUUUCAAAGUACAAGAUUUAUUCACAGCUUUUUUAAAAUUGAUUUUGAGAGACGUUUUGGAGCAUGAUGUUUGAUUCCUCGUUUAAUUAAAUUGAACACCGCUUUUUAACUGAAGACUGUCCUGUAUUACAAGCCACCUGAUUUGAAUUUGACAGAAAAAUAUUUUGUAGUUUAUGAAAAUUAUUAACAUGGAAAAGGUGAAUUUAUAUAAUAAUUAAAUCUGAAGAGCUUGGGAAACCGAUUGGAUUUUUACUCUAGUUUAAGUGGACACGUAGAUUGAAGACGUUCAAGUAAUUUUCAUUUAAGUCUGGUUAAAGAACAUCGUGCAAAAUUACAAAAAAUUAUACAUUAUAUUUUUGAAAUAUUUUUUUUGCAUCGUACAUGAAGUAUCUUCAAUGAAAUGUUUUCUGUUUUUCUUUUAGGUGAAAUGACUGGUUUCUGUUGUGAUUAAUCAUCACAUUACUUCAUUUUCAUGAAUGCAUUUUAGAAAAUCACUGCUCAAUAUGUAUAUUUUUUUAUUGAAUAUUGGCUAUUUAGAGAGAUGCGUUUCUAAAGUCGAGGUUUUUACAUAAUUUUAUGUUAAAUGAACACAAGAAAGUAUUGCUAUAUUAGUACUUUGUUAAUUUAACAGAAUUGAAAAUUCCUAAUCAUAGUACUGUGCCACUCUCCCAAGCAUAAUUAGGGUCUAUGACAUAAUUAAUUUAAUGGAGUAAAUUCCGUGUAUUACGAGUUUAUUCAAGAAAACUGACAUUCUUUCUUUUUAUUAGACAUUUAACAAGUUUUUCAAUUUUUUGUUUUUAACAAGAGAAUACUGAACACACUGUUUACAAUACCAUUCAACUAAUGCUCACAAUUACACAAUCUGAUAUGAGCGUUUCCAUAACCAAGUUAUCGUCUUCAGAGACUGAAGGUAAACUGAGUGUUGGUCUAAACAGUGUAUUCAGUAUAAAUAUCACCAACGGUUCCCAAAAUUCAAACUCAAUUUAACAAGAUAAAACAACUUGACUACACUAGUGCUCUUAAGACUGACCCCGCAUAUGCAUAGUUCCAGACCCAUACAUUCCUAUCUCAUUUCCUUAUUUUCGAAUUGUCUCUUUACCAUUAAAUUGUAUUCUUUCCUUGUCCAAUAAUGGUUUGUUCAUUCCACUCUUUCAUAUUAAUGUAUUGCUUAUUGAAUUCUUUCAUGGAGUAACAUUUUUUGCUCAUUAUUUCUCUGGAAUACUUUUCACCACUAAAUGUAAUGUAAUUCAGAACCACGUCCAUAGCUUGGUAUAGAGCAUGUUUUCAUUGCUUCUGCUACACAUAUAUAGGUCUUUGAAUACUGAAGGAGCUCUCAUUUGUCUGUAAAUUGUUUCUAUUACUCUAAGCAAUAACAUGAUGAUAUAUUCGUGGAUUGCACUACUAAUUUUUAUCUCCAAGGUUUCUAUACACCAUUAGAAUCAUUUUUGUUUUAUGUUUAAGUUAUUAUUUUUCUCAAUCGCUAGACACGAAAAUGAAAAGAAAUUGUCAUAAUUUUUAAAAUUGUUAACUUAAUGAAAUUCAGUUUCUGUAUUUUUAAUUUUUAAUUAAGUCACCUCGAUAAGGUAGCUUCAAAUGAAUAAUGAUCAAUAAAAACUUUUUAAUCAACCAUUAUAUUUCUUAAUUGUUGUUUAGGUUAUAGGUAUAUAGUUUUUGGGUAAAAUGUCGUUUUUUAGUUACAUUUUACUAUUCCAUAAUUAUUUUUGGAAAAUAUUUUUUUUGUGCUCUUUGUUCUUAGUUCUAAAUUAGCCACGAAGAAUAUUUUUGUAUCCCAAAAUUUUAGAAUAUUCCAUGCUAUAUAGCCAGUUUUUAACAGUUGACAGUUGUCAUUUUUUGACGUGGAAGAGACAAAUAUUGAUUUUUGACAAAAGUAUAGAUCCGGCAAAACAUUCGUAUUAUGAUAUAAAAUUUUAUUUGCAAAUGGCUUGGUGCUAUGGUCAGGAGUUGUUUAGUGAUAUAAUGUGUUUAAUUUAAUUUUUCUUCAAGGCAGCUUUUUUCAUUACUCAUUUAAAAAAAUCAUUCAAGGAUAACCGUCUGCUCAUUUUCACAUUUUGAAUGGCAUCAUGUGGACCAACUCGUACCCAUUGGAAAAUAUCAACAGAAAAAUGUUGUAAUUUAUAAUUAAAUUUCUAGGUUUUUGUUUAUGCUAUAUAUAUAUAUAUAUAUAUAGGUUGUUUGCGAAAAUGUUUCCAGUGUAGUUUUCCAUACCAUUCCUAUUUACAAAAAUAUUUUGAAAAUUCUAAAACUGUGAAACAAACGGUUUUUUUGGUAAUUGUUCCUUAAUUUCUGUUUGGUGAUUUUUCAAUUCUUUUUUUUUUUCAAAGUGUAUAUCUCUUGAUAUAAAAAAAUGCCAUGUACAAAUAUUCAUUUUUUUACAUUUUUUAAUAGAACAUUUCAACUUAUAAUAGUCAUUCGAGAAUAACCGUCCACACAUUUUGAAUUGCAACACUUGGACCAACCCGCUCCCAUCAACAGAAAACUGUGUUAUAAUUAAUAAUUAAAUUUCUAGGUUGUUGUUUCUGCUAUAUAUAUAUAUAUAUAUAUAUAUAUAUAUAUAUAUAUAUAUAUAUAUAAUAAAAAUAUUUUGAAAAUUCUGAGAAACUGUGAAACAAACGAUUUUUUUCAGUUGUUUCUUAAUUCCUUAAAAUAAAAAAAAAAACGUCAAGUGUAAAUAUUCAUUUGUCUACAUUUUUUAAUAAAAUAUUUCCACUGGAAGUAUGAGCCUUUUCUUAGGUAGAAUCUAUGAUCCAUAUAUUAUUUUUUUGUGUUCAUUUCUAUUUAUCUAUGAAGGCAGCUUUUUUAUUUAACACUUAUUUGUAAAAAUCUUGAAAAAUGGAACAUCUAUGCUUAAAUUGUUAGAUUUAUACAAGCACGUUUGUAAAUUUGAGGCGUGCUAUUCUAAUUUUUGUUACAUAAUUUGGAAAGUAUGUAGUAAUUGGAUUGAGUUUUAUUUAAUUUGACGUUUUGUUAAAUACGGUGCCAAAAUAAAAUGUUUAUGUUCUAGAUAUAAUUCUGUCCAAUACUAAAAUCGAAUGAAUUAUUAUAAUUUUAUAAUUUACACAUACCCACUAUUUAGAAAAUUGCAUCAUAUGCCAGUUAUAUCAGACAUCAAAAUCGCUAGUUCUAAUUUUUUAAUAAUUAUUAUGUUAUGAUCAGUUUCUUUAGUUCAUUUUCGACAUUUUCAUUUGCUAAUUGAUACUCAUCAUGACUGUUAGUGAUGCCUUUCUGACUAAAACUCAUUUUUGACAAGUUGGAUUAGCAUGAAUCAUUCCUCUGAUCUGAUUGUAAUUCAGAUGGACACUGUUUAAUACUUUGACUAUUGAAUCUUGGCUUUUUUGAGCAAGUAACAUUAUUGCAAUCUUCCAAUUAGGGUUUAGCACGUUUAACCAGUUUCCACCAAGUAAACACUAAAAUUAUGCUUGAUUUCUAAAAUUACUAAAAGAAAAUUAAUAAAUUUAUCAUUAAUUGUUACACACACAUCAGUUUCACCAAUAAUUUUCACCUCUUCACCUCUGAGAACUCUUAAAUUAUACCUAGCAUCAUAUAAGUUCAAUUUUUCGAAAUUUUUACUUUGCAUAACCUAACCUAACCACUGUCUAAUUCAAAGUCCAAGAGCUUAUUUUCAAUUUCCAGACUACAGGUUUUUCCAUUAAAUUGUCAGCAAUAGCAGAUAAAAAAUCCAAAAAAAGGUCAUCCCCUUCAGUCUCACUCGAAUUCUCGCAUCUUGUCAGUGUUAAGAUUUACUUUCUUACAAAUUCGACAUGUAUGGCCUUUUGAUUUGCAUUUAAAACAUUCCCAUACUUUUGUCGGACAAUUAUCUGGGUUGUGCCCUACAUCUAUGACACCAUUUCGUACCUUUAUCACUGUUCUGAGUUAAACUUUUGGCCUUUAUGAAUGCCAACUUGUCCAUAUUUUCUGUAGCAGUAAUAAUAUCGGACUCACACAUGGACUUGACUUGUUCUUCUACUAACUCCAUUGCUAAAGCUUGAGAUUCUGCUUUGUCGAACGUUAGCCGAUCCAUUGAUAGCUUUUUGUAUUGCUUGCGACCGUAGACCACACACUAAUUUAUACCUAUAAGCUUUCUUCAAAAAUUAGCCAAAACUACAAUAAAGUAACAGACUUUUAAUUUUUUUUUAAACCUUUUAUGUCUUUACCUGGUUCUUGGACAGCCAGCCAGAAUUUGUACCGUUCUGCGACUUGUAAACGCUUAGAGCUGCAAUAUUAAAUUAACUCAUGCUUCAGAUCGUCAUAAGUUUUACUGAAGACAAAUCAGGUGUUAAAAUGUCCGUUAGAGUACCGUAUGUCGGUAAAAAAAUUAACUAAAUUUCAUUUUUUUUCCAGCGUAUAAUAAUAUCUAUUUUAUUUUCUGUAACACAGAUCAUAGAAAUAAUCUAUUCUUUUACUAGUAAAAUAAUGAAUGCUCAUUAUGGUACUUGUAACAAAAUAAAAAGAAACGAUAACAAUGUCUUACUAUGGGCGUUGUAACCAAAUAGGCAGGAACUGUCAUUUAAUUUUUAUUUAAUUUGAGGUUUGUCAUAAUGUACUAUUGUAUUAUAUAAAAUUAUUAUUAUGUUUGUAGGGCUAUAUUUCAAAUUGUAGAGACUUUAGUCUAUUUUGAAAACGUAAAAAUAUUUGUAAAAAACGAAUAGUUUAGAAUGUACUCGUAUAUUGAAAACAAAAAAAAUAACGUUCUUUCGAUAUUGCCAAAUUAAUAUAGAAAAAUGUGUCAAAAGUUAAAAACAAUUUGUUAAUUUUCCGAAAAAUCUAAAAACUCACCACUCAUUUACGCACUCGUAAAUUUCCAACUAAGCUUCUACCAGCAACUCUCCCGAUUCCUCUAUAAUUUAUGCAUUUCCUAACUUUUCAAUGAUCAAAUUUCAAUAUUUUCAUUUCUAUUUUCAAUUAAAUAUGUUCAAUUUAUUUUAAAACGAAAUUAAAAAGACAAACACACAAAAGCACUAGAAAAAAAUCGUAUGCAUCCAAACAAGUUUCAAUCGAAAUUAUCAUAAACAAAUAGAUUUUAUCAAGCAGAAUUUAACUGAAUCUAUUGAACCAUAUAUGGAUUUCUACAGCGUUUUUUCUAGGUUUACAAUUCUCUUGAUUUUAAUAUAUUUUACGUCAUAAUAAUAUAAUACUGAACACACCGUUUACACUACCACCACACCAAUCCUCACAAUUACACUGUCUGACGCACGUUUCGAUAACCAAGUUAUCGUCUUCAGAGACAGAAGGUAAACUGGUUAUUGAAACGCGCGUCAAAUAGUGUAAUUAUCACUGUUUGUGCAGUGUGAGCAGUAUGUUCAAUACAAAUAUCACUAACGGUUCCAAAAAUUCCAGCUUAAUGUUAAUAAUGUUCAACAAUUUCAAAAAAGCAGAACUAGCCUUUUUUUUGUAGUUUUAGCGAUUUCUAGUGUUAGAUAAUAUAUGAUUGGCCUAGUUUUCAUUGUUUUAAAAGUUCCUCACAAGAAUUAUGUCUUGCACCAUUUUUAUAUUUUUUUUUUAUUUUUUGUAACGUUUCAUGUGAAUAAGACUCUAUUUUCUUUAUAAAAAUAAUUUCUCAAAGCAAUUGUAAUAAGGAUAGUAGCAGUUUCAAAAUUAUACACUGAAAGCACCUUUAUGUAAAUGGUAUUUGUAUCACAUUGUAAUCACCACCAAAUAACAAUUAUUUUCUAAACUUAAAUUUUUCUGUAGGUGUUGGCCAAGUAUAUAAACAAUUAAUUUAAUAUUUAAUUAGUGUAUUUUAAAAAAACUAGAGCAGGUUUGUUAAGCUGAGGGCAUAAUUUCAGGACCUUAUCAACCCAUAGGACAAACACAUAAAAAUUAAAUUAAUUAAAAAUAUAAGAAAAUUAAUUAAAUUCUCUUUAGCAUUUUAUUGGUGCUUUGUUCAAAUAAAAAUACUUUAAAUUGGUUAAGAUAUAAUGAAAUUGUAUUUGAAACUAAAUCUGUAAAUGUUUCUUUCGAAUGGAUUUAAAGCAAAAGUUUUGUUGGGGAAUUAUAAUUAAAUAUCAUUCUUGUACAGACUAUUGAAGACGUAACAUUUGGGCAAAUUCCAACUAAUUUACUCAAAUGGAAAACGUAUCGUUCGAAAGUAUUUUACACUAUGGUAAAAAUAUCUUUUCCCAUAGUGGUCCCUUGUAGCGAGCAAAUCCAUCAUUCACACUUAUAAAAAGUACUCUCUGAGCUGAAAAGAUAAAUCUGUACACUCAUCCAAAGCCAUCGAAAAUGCUGGAAAAUUCGCCAUUCUGUAUGCCAAUUAUUUUAACAAUAAUAAAGUUGUUAAAUUAACAAAUCACUAUUCACGUUUAUUGAAAAAUUUUGAAGCUUAUAAUCACCAAAUUAUUUUUGACUAUGUAAGUAGUUGAGAUUUUAAAUACUGUAUAUUCCUCAACUACACAAGUCAAGUAAAAUAAGUUUCAACUUACCACACUUCACUGUGUUUAUGACUGCUAAAUUCAUAUCAUUUCCAUUUGCUAUUAGCGCCAUUUUGGUGAGUCUUCGAACAAUAAUUUGCAGUUUACAGUUGGACACUUUUUAUCUUUCCUCCAUUUCAAAACAGUUCUCCUAACCUCUACACUCCAUACACAAAGGCAACUCGAAUUUUUGUCCUUUAUCCUUUAUGAGUUGAAGAAUAGUUUUAGAUUGGCUUACAGUAAAACUAUGUGUACUAAAUUUUGAUUUUUUUGCUUCAAAUUUGAUUUUCUUAAUCUCUUAGUGUCCUGAAGCAUACGAAGUAUCCUAAGACAAAACCGUUAACAAAAUCUAAGUAUAUUAUCCGAAUCUUGACCAUUUCCAUUCGCAUAUUCUCGUGCGAAUCUUAACCUGGCUGCACGGUGUUCCCUGGCCAGUUCAGGAGCAGUAUCAGCUACUCUGGUUCUAAUUCCAACAUUUCUUACGGAUUAUCUAGUUACUCUUACAUUUAGAAUAUCAGCUAACUCUUGUUGAAGCAUGCAUUAUCACAAAGUCAUUGCCUAUAAAAUCAGUUUUAGAAACAUGUGACUAUAAAAUCUCUGUAAUGUACCUGUGAGCAGUUAAGGAUCCUAUAUCUAAUGAUACCAAUUUUGUGUGAUAAUUUUAAGAUAUUCCACUCCACAACGUGAUAAACCCUCCUCCUAAAUCUUUCUAUCACAUCCUUCUAUCUCUAGAUAUCUCACAACUAUCCAGGACACAGUUGACUCUCCAAUAUAUUAGCAAACGUACCUCUGUCUCCAAUAAGACCAAUUAUUUGUUCCCUUGUUAAAUUUAAACUACUGUGUACUCUUUAGAAUGCCGAAAAAAAAUUUAUACGAAACCAAAUCCAAUAACCAUUUUUUUUUAAUUUUUUCUGAAAAUAAACCAGUCGAUAUUUUUCUGGCCUCGUUUUUUGUAUUUUUGUUAGUUUCUAGUAGUGUACCAAUAAUAAAAUUUCACUAACAUUGAUUUUGUAAGCAAUGUUGCCAUUAUUAUGGGUGAUAUGAUACUUUUUUGACAGAGUACAAAAUAUAUUUGUACUUCCGUGCGUUUUUCAGUAGGUCGUUUAAAUAUUUCAUUAUAUUCAACACAAAACUUGAUUUCAAAACGUUGCUUCAAAUUCCCAUGCUCUAUUUUUGUAACAUUACUCCUAUUGAGACUCGAAUUGAGAAAGUGGGUAUGAAUAGUCAGGUUUACAGACUGCAGACCUUUUAGUACAAGCAGUGUUGCCAGUCUCGUGACUAUUCUGACAGACUUGGUAACUUUAUUUUAUUUAUAUUAAAUGACAUGUUUGAUUUAUCUACUAAAUAUUUAAACUCAAUUAAUGUUUAUAAUAAAAUUAUUUUCAAAUUAAAGUAUAGAAUUGAAAAUAAUUUAAAAAGUUUUAUAGUUAAGAACAAUAAAGAUUUUGUUAUAAAUUAUACUCCAAAAAAUUCUAAUACAUAUUUGAAACAUUUUCAUAAUUAUUCCUUUUUUUGUACAAUACAAAGCAUAUAAAUUUGGUGCCAUGACUAGAUGAUCAAAUAAAUGAUGAUACAAAUACUUCUACCAUUAUUUAAGUAUUUGAGAUUGCGUUUGACAUGAUUAUCAACAACGUUAAUACAUAUUCGUUUAAAGUGAUACUUUAGUAAAUAUGAGUCACUUAAAAAUAGUUGAAACCAUGAUAGUCACCUAUCAAUAUAUGUCUCAAUUAAUAAGUAGACUUGUAGUACGAUUGUGAACAUCUUUAGUUUAUAAUCAAUCUGACCAUAUUAGAAAAAUGACGAAUAGCGAACUGCAACCAACCAUUUAUAAUUUUACGCUUCAUUUUAAGAUGGUCUAGAACCUAUCGGUGUCGAAGAAUUUGCAAUCUGUCCGGUUUUAUCGCAGAAACAUUUCAUCUCAUAGACCGGAAACAAUUGGACCGAAGUUUGUCCGCGAUUUUCUAAUUCCUGCCUUUUGGAGUAUUGAAGGAGUAUAAGGAAGUACUUACAAAUUGUGGAAACUCCUUGGGUUCCCAUUAAUAUUUUCAUGGCCAAAAAUAGGUUAUAGAACGAUAGUUUAUCAUCAAUUUUAUUAACUGAAUUUUUUUGGCAAAGGUUCUAAGGGCUAAAAUUUUAUAUAUAAAUGCAAGGAAAAUCAUUGAUUUCCUGCCAACUAAACAAAUCAAACAUAUUUGGCACAAAAUGAUCUGAAAAAAUGUUGGCAGCAUAAGGGUGUAAGUGUACCUGGGUCUUAGAAAAUUUUUACCAUGAGUCCGUUAUUUUACAAUCUAUAAAAGGCAGGAAUUUUGAAUUAAACUGGUUUAGUUGGUAAGAAUUAGAAAAUUAUUAUUCUUGCGUUUUCAUAUAUUAUAUACUUUUGGUUCUUAAGCUCUUGCCAGAAAAAUUUUUUAAAAUAAAAUCGAUAAUAAACUAUCUAGGAAUAUGGCAGGAAUCAGAAAAUCGCGAAACGAUCCAUUUUUUUGCAAGAAACUUUGAUUUUUCUAGAAAAAUAUCAAUGGAAACUCAAGAAUUUUUCUCGAACAAUCACUGGUCCAUUAGCCAUGAAACUUACAGAUCACCAGAUUCAAAUGACACACGACAAUAUUAUUUGUUCAGAACCAAAUUCUAUAGAACAGAAAAUCAUCAACUUUCAUGUGAUUUAAACAUAAACAUACGCGCAGUUAGUAACAUAUGCAGGUGACAUAGUACUAAUGGUAAGAAAUAAAAAAGUUUUAGAAGGAACACUCGAUAUAGUAGAAUAAGAACAAGAAGAAAAAUAAAUUGAACCAUCAUAAAAAUAGGAAAAGUGGUUUCGAAAAAGUGAAGAGCUCAAAACGUAUGUAAAAUAGAUGGUUCUGAUGCCAGAUAGAUUAUAAAGUAAAGGGUUGGUAGCAGUUUACAAUGUAUGAUAUUCCGAGAUUUUUUAUAAACUAAUAUUAUUCCCAAUCACGAUAUAAACGAUAAAAAGAAAAAUAAUAUGUAAUUAGGAAACGAUGGUCAGUCAAAUGCGACAAUACCUCCAUAAACGAAUUAAAUAAAUGAUCAAACGCAUUCUUUUUAUUAUAAUUUUACAUUAGGAGAGAAAAUAUUUAAUCUUAAUUUAAUUGGAAAUGGGAUAACUACAGGUGAGUAGAACUGAUGAACUAUUCAAUAAAAAUAUUUUCUUUCCUCGUUAUUUAUUAAGCAACCUGUAGCAAAUGUACUGAUUCUUCUAAGGAUUCCACUGCCUUUAUUUUAUUUUUAAUGUAUAAUAACAUGAAACUGUUUGUAAAAUAAAUCUGUGAUUCUAUUAA